Molecule: messenger RNA, 4559 nt
Organism: Cyclopterus lumpus (lumpfish)
Lineage: Eukaryota; Metazoa; Chordata; Actinopteri; Perciformes; Cyclopteridae
Gene: lrpprc
Product: leucine-rich pentatricopeptide repeat containing
Exons: 38
Coding region: 1-4344 (1447 amino acids)
Molecular function (GO): protein binding
Source: RefSeq, a predicted model, not a curated record
AUGCCCUUCCACAGUGCGACAGAAGAAAACAUGGCUGCGCUCUUGAGAUCAGCCCGGCUACUCAAGCUUUCGCCUUCGGGCUUGCUCCACUACACGGGGACCAAAAGAAACGGGCCGCCGCUCGGUCGGCUGUACAGCGGAGCUCUCGGCGGCGCGAGGCCCGGAGUUUGCACCCGACAGACCGGCCCCACGUCGGGGAACGCGUCCAGUCGUGCGUGGCCAUGCACGGUGGGGUGUGUGCGUAACUAUGCUCUGGCCACAGAGCAGAAGGAUGAGGCCAGCGUUGUGGUGCGGUCCAAGCAGGCGGAGCAGUUCGACUGGGCUCUGGCCAAGCUGGACAGCUCUGUGAGGAGAACCGGUCGCAUCACCAAGACCCUCCUGCUCCGCAUCUUCCACGAUAUCUGCAGGGCAGGUUAUCCCAGUGGUAACCAGGCCUUAUUACUGCUGCGUAGCUGCGGCUCGCUGCUGCCAGAGGUUCCCCUGGAGGAGCGCAGUGAGCUGGCACACCGUGUGUGGGAGAAGCUGCAGGAGUUGGGUGCACAAUAUGAUGUUAGUCACUACAAUGCCCUGCUGAAGGUCUACCUGCAGAACGAGUUCAAGUUCUCCCCCACGGACUUCCUGGCCAAGAUGGAAGCCGCUAACGUCCAGCCCAACAGAGUUACCUACCAGAGACUCAUCGCAGCAUACUGCCAAAAUGGAGAUAUCGAGGGAGCCAGCACCAUAUUGGGUUUCAUGAAGAGCAAAGAUUUACCCAUCACCGAGGCGGUUUUCAACUCCCUGGUGACCGGCCAUGCUCGUGCAGGGGACAUCGAGAGUGCUAAGAACAUCCUGUCGGUGAUGCAGGGAGCAGGAAUUGAACCGGGUCCCGACACUUAUAUAUCACUGCUCAACGCCUACGCUGAGAAGGGAGACCUGGACAGUUUGAAAAAGACUUUGGAGGUAGCAGAGAGUGCAGACUCCAGUCUGAUGGACAGGGACAUCAUGCAGGUCAUCUUCACUCUGGCCAAAGCCGGACACCAGCAGCACAUCCAAGACAUGAUUGAGCGCUUGAGGCAUGAGAGGGGCUACGUUCCAGAUGCCAUGAACUUGUGCCUGAGCCUCAUCACCCAGAACCAGGAGGACACGGCUUUUCACAUCCUUAAGACUUUCCCCACACUGCAGUCGGAAAGCUUCAACACAGACGCCGCUAACCUGGGCAACUUCUUCCUCAGACACUGUGUCAACAUGGACACGUCAAUGGAGAAGAUCGGCAGCUUUUGCAAAGAACUGCAGGAGUCCAACCUGCACACUACGGCACUCAGCUUCACUCUGUCCUGCGCUCUGGAGGCCAAAAAGACUGGUAUGUCUUUGGAGCUGAUGAAGAUGAUGAAGGAGCGGGACUUCCCCAUAAGGCCGCACUACUUUUGGCCCCUCCUCACUCGGCAUAUGAAAGACAGCAACACAACUGGGGUAAUUGAGGUGGUGAAGGGCAUGCAGGAGCUUGAGUUGUCUCUCGAUGUGGAGUCUCUAUCCAACUACAUCCUGCCUGCCUUCCCCAGCAUGGAAGCAGCUCGACAGGCCCUCAAGGAAGCAGGCAUCUCUUUGGAGUCGGAGGGCUUCCUGGCUUCAGAGGUUCGCUCGAUGGCUGUUAGCAACCUGGCCGAACUCUACACCAUACUGUCUGAUCCCUCCUGCCCCUCGAUGGACCUCAGUACUUUCCGCGGCAGCCUCAUCCUGGGCUUCAGAAAGUCGUCUGAUGUGGAGAGCAUGGUGAAGAUUACUGAUCUCUUGUACAAAGAUGGGCGCUUCACCAAAGAACUUACCAAGACUACGGCUGAAGUGGUAUCUUUCUUCCUGUACAAUUUGAUCGACAGUAUGUCAGAGGGGGAGGUGCAAGAACAAGAAGACAAACUGAGAAAAUACUUCAAUCAACUACAGGCUCAGAACGUAACCAUUUCAGGAAACAUCUACAGAGGCAUCAAGAACCUUCUGGAGUCCUACCACGUCCCAGAGCUCAUCAAGGAUGUGAUUGCUUUAGUGGACCCCAAAGACCGAGUGUCCAAUGGCUCCAUGUCCUCUUUCUCCCGUGCCGCUGGAAUCGAGGGUAAGCUGCUGUUACUUGAGAAGAGACUGGCCGAACUGAAGGCAGAGGACAAACCUUUAGGCACUAUUCUCAAACAAGCCAUCCAGACGCUCUGUGUUGAAGAGAACCUGGAGCGCGCCCUUGAGCUGAAGCAGGAGCACGAGGAGGAGAUGACAGUCGGCGGCUACGCCCCCCUCAUCAACCUGUGCUGCCGCUUCGACAAUGCGGAGGAGGCGCUCAACCUGAAGAGGGAAAUGAGCCGUAAGGACUCGUCAGUUGUGCUGGAUCCCAGCAAAUACAUUGCACUGGUCAAGACCCUCUCGAAGAAUGGCAAAGUAGAGGAGGCUGUGGACAUCCUGAAGGAGAUGAAAGAGAAGGAGGUGCUGUUGAAUGACACACACGCCACCAUGCUCUUUCACAUGCUCAACGCCGUGGUGGCCAAGGGCGGCGUCCCCGCCAUCCGACGCCUGCAGGACACCAUGUUCACCCUCGGACUGGCCAAGCCCACCACCAAUCUCUGCUCGCCCCUGAUUACUGCCUACCUGGACAGUAAGGACCUGUCCGGUGCUCUAGAAGCAGCAAUGGAGUGUCAGAAGCACUACAACCACCUGCCUCGCAUCCACGACAUCAUUGUUGCUCUGGUGGAGAAAGGAGACACCGAACUGCUGCAGAAAGCCAUGGACUUUGUGAGUCAGGAGCGAGGAGAGAUGACCAUGUUGUAUGAUCUGUUCUUCGCAUUCCUGCAGACGGGCCGCUACCGCGAGGCUCGUAAGAUCAUCGAGACACCUGGGUUAAGGUCACGGCCUGGACGCCUGCACUGGUUUGCCGAGAAAUGCAUUCAUUCCAACCUGAUGGAGUCCUUGGAGCAGAUGGUGGACAUGACAGCGAAGCUUUUUGAGUGCGACAGAGAUGAGAUGUAUAGUUACGUCCUUCGGCUCUGCAAGGAGUCGAACAACUGGGAGAAGGCAGAAGCAGUAUGGACGAAGAUGCAGGAGGAGAACGUCAUUCCAAGGGAGAGGACCCUGCAUCUGCUUGCAGACAUCUUGAAGAAUAACGGCCAGGUGGUGCCCUUCGAGGUGCCUGAGACCUGGUACCAACAAGCUGACCCCACACAGCAGGUCAAGACGGCAGCAACCGUCUCCACACAGCAGGUCAAGACGGCAGCAACCUUCCGCACAGCCGACAGUGCUGCUGAAUACCAGACCCGAGUGAUGACCCUCUGUAAAAAGAACAAGGCCAACGAAGCCUUUUCGAUGGUGAAGGAGGCCGAAAGAAAGGGUGUGGCAUUAGGCCCCGCCCCUUACGAUAUACUGAUCCGUGCCCUGUUGGCCAAGGGAUUCAUUGAGGACGCCAUGGCAGUCAAGGACAUUGCUGCGUCUCACGUGCCAGGAUUCAUUCUGAGUGAUAUUGCCAACAGUCUGCUCAUCGUCACACACAGCAAGAAAGGCCAGUCUAAAGAGGCUCUGGAGAAACUGAGGUCAAUGCUGGAGGUGAACCACAUGCCCUCGCAGCUCGCCAUCACCAGACUGGUUCAGGUCCUGGGUAGCCAUGGCGACGUGGCGGGGAUCCAGGAAGUGGACUCACUGAUGAAGGGCCUCGGCACGACGCUCAACCUGUCCAGCAUGGUGUUUGUCAACAACAUGGCCCUCGCACACAUCAAGAAUGGUGACGUGGAGUCAGCGGUGGAGAUGUUGGAGGCGAUCUACACGGCACCAAACAGCACGAGCCCCAGUAUAUCCUUCAUCUUCAGGAAGGUCUUGGAAGAUGACAAUGACAAAGCUCUAGACAAGUUGAGUGCGAUGGCCGAGCGGCUAGCCAACCAUUUUGCCUGCUACAGACCAACUUCAGACCUCUUCCUCCAGCUGCUGGAUAUGGACAAAGUUGAGGACGCCAAAUUCCUGCUGGCUCGCUGUAACGCGGUGGCUGAACAGAAGGAAGUGCUGGUGUCCUACUUGGCUCAGAAGGCUCAGAGUCCCGGACAGGUGGGCAAGAUCAAGGCCCUGCUGAGCCUGAUCCCAGACUUCACUGAGAAGGAGGUUCUGUACCCGUACCUGAUGAAAUGCUAUGUUCAGGAUAAGGACUUCUCGUCAGCCAAGGCUCUGCAUGAGCAGAUAAAGGAGGAGGGGACAGUCAUAGACGAGCUGUCACUCAAACGACUUGCUGUGCUUUACCGUGAUGCAGGAGAGACUGUACCCUUCACUGAGCCCCCUGAGUCCUUUAAGUUUUAUGCCGACCAGCUGAAGGAGAGAGCAGCCAAAGUCAAGACGCCAGCGGACGCUUAAACAUUCAUCCUCGUCUCCUCUGACCUUUACAAAUCCAAACCUUUUUCGUCCCUAUCUCACUUUGUUCUUUUUUAUAAGUGUUUGAGAUCAAAUAUUGAGUAUUGUGUUACAACUGUUAGAUAUUAUACUCUGGGCUCUUGAUAAUAUUAUUAUUAUUAUUGAUGUGGAGAAUGUACAGAAGUAUUUAUGCUAAUAAAUGUCACAUUCUGAGCUGA